AUGAGUGGAUGUGGAAAAUCCGGCGGCGAAGUUCGGUCCAAGGCCAAGUCUCGCUCGUCCUGUGCCGGACUUCAGUUCCCGGUCGGCCGUGUUCACAGGCUUCUGAGAAAGGGUAACUAUGCUGAGCGGGUGGGUGCCGGAGCCUUGGUCUAUCUGGCUGCUGUGCUCGAGUAUCUGAUGGCUGAAAUCCUUAAGCUGGCCGGCAACGCAGCCCAGGACAACAAAAAGACCCGCAUCAUCCCCAGGCAUCUGCAGCUGGCCAUCCAUAACGACGAGGAGCUCAACAAGCUGCUGGGAGGGGUGACCAUCACUCAGGGCGGGGUGCUGCCCAACAACCAGGCCGUGCUGUUGCCCAAGAAAACCGAGAGGGCAGAAAAAGGUGAAGUCAAGAUGCGUUUUAGGAUGACUGGACGUGGAAAAACCGGUGGUAAAGCUCGGUCCAAAGCCAAAUCUCGCUCGUCCCGGGCAGGAUUGCAGUUCCCGGUGGGCCGUGUUCACAGGCUCUUGAGAAAGGGUAACUAUGCUGAGCGGGUGGGUGCCGGAGCCCCGGUCUAUCUGGCUGCUGUGCUCGAGUAUCUGACGGCUGAAAUCCUUGAGCUGGCCGGCAACGCGGCCCGGGACAACAAAAAGACCCGCAUCAUCCCCAGGCAUCUGCAGCUGGCCGUCCGCAACGACGAGGAGCUCAACAAACUGCUGGGAGGGGUGACCAUCGCUCAGGGCGGGGUGCUGCCCAACAUCCAGGCCGUGCUGUUGCCCAAGAAAACCGGCGGAGCCAGCAAGUGAAGAGACAGAAUUUGACCCAGUGAC
Mobula hypostoma (lesser devil ray) is the source of this 807-nucleotide messenger RNA. RefSeq names its product histone H2A type 1-like. Gene Ontology annotation, biological process: heterochromatin formation. The record is from RefSeq and is a predicted model, not a curated record. Bases 1 to 783 code for a protein of 260 amino acids. The transcript is spliced from 4 exons. Lineage: Eukaryota; Metazoa; Chordata; Chondrichthyes; Myliobatiformes; Myliobatidae. Gene Ontology annotation, cellular component: chromatin; nucleosome. Gene Ontology annotation, molecular function: protein heterodimerization activity; structural constituent of chromatin; DNA binding.